Messenger RNA from Geodia barretti, 513 nucleotides. The record is from the annotation of a GenBank genome assembly. NCBI's taxonomy places the organism in Eukaryota, Metazoa, Porifera, Demospongiae, Tetractinellida, Geodiidae.
AUGGUACAGGUCAAGCCGAAAGCGAAACUUACAUACGAUGACUACGCUAACUUGCCGGGCGAUGAGCGUUAUGAACUAAUCGACGGGGAGUUGAUUUUGGUUGCUUCACCUCGUGAGAUUCAUCAGAGAAUUCUCAAGAUACUAUUCCGAAUGAUAGUAGCCGCAGAAGAUAGUGGGUUGGGCUGGCCGGACUUGCUGUUCAUAUCCAAGGAUCGCCUGGACAUAAUCACGGCAGCGAAUGUUCAGGGUGCGCCCGACUUGGUGGUCGAAAUCCUUUCGCCAUCCACUUCCAGACUUGAUCGCUCUCGGAAGCGGGAAUUAUAUGAGCGGCAUCAGGUCAAGGAGAUGUGGCUGGUGGAUCCGGAAGAUCGAAAAAUAUCGGUGUUGCUGCUGAAAGACGGCAAGCUGGAUGUUGUGGGGGAAUACAGUGAAGGACAGAGUUUCAGUUCGGCAACGCUUGGGGGACUGAGCAUCGACUUGGACAAGGUUUUCCAGAGCGAAGUAGUUCGUUAG